UAAUUAGUCAAUAUUUUUAACAAAAAGAGAUAUGUCUGACCCAGCUCCAGCUACUGAACCAAAGAAGGAGGAAACUCCAGAGCAGAAAGAAACUCCAGAGACUCCAUCCACCACCACCGCCGAAGAAUCUAAGAAAGAAGAAGUUGAGUAUGGAGAAGAGGAAUCAAAAGAUGUGAUCGAGAACAAAGAUAACCUUGUUACUGGAACUGAAGAUGAAGAUCUUAUCUGGAUCAAUAAGGGAAAGCUGUAUAGAUUCAGAGAUGCCAAGUGGAAAGAAAGAGGCAAUGGAUAUUGCAAACUUCUCAGACACAAAGAGACCAAGAAGAUUCGCUUCUUACUGAGAACUGAGAAAACCAAGAAAGUGUCCGCUAAUUUCUACGUAGCCGACUCUCCAUCCUGAGACUUAAAGCCCAAGACCGGAAACGACAAGUCUUGGCUCUUCGUGGCUAGUGACCACAGCGAAGGCGAAAUGAUCAACGAGAAAUUCGCAAUUAUGUUCAAGAGCAAGGAAGAGGCUGAGGACUUCCAGGAGCACUUCAACAAAGCAAAGGAGUUCAACAAGAAGAACGACGCUGGUGAGACUGAGUUGGAGAUGGCUCCAGUUGUUGAGGAUAUCAAGGAAGAAGCCGAACAGGAUGAUGAGAACAAGCCAGCUGAGACAUCUUAGAAAUUAAUGCAGUCGAAAACUCUCAUAUUGAC
This is a messenger RNA of Moneuplotes crassus, 699 nucleotides long. The record is from the annotation of a GenBank genome assembly. Lineage: Eukaryota; Ciliophora; Spirotrichea; Euplotida; Euplotidae.